Messenger RNA from Coffea eugenioides, 1995 nucleotides. Its product is annotated as tubby-like protein 8. Bases 160 to 1419 code for a protein of 419 amino acids. The record is from RefSeq and is a predicted model, not a curated record. Lineage: Eukaryota; Viridiplantae; Streptophyta; Magnoliopsida; Gentianales; Rubiaceae. The transcript is spliced from 9 exons.
AUAUCCAGUCUACCAACGAGUACUUCACUUCAAAAGCACCAAAAACCGACAAUCCCAUGAGAAAAUCUACAUGAACCACCACCUCACUUCAGCAGCAGCAUAGGCUUCGAUACUUCACCCCAUCUAUCUUUUACUUCCAUUUUCAGACCAGAAAAAAGAAUGUCUGAAUUCAAGAAAACCUCAGUGUUUCCUCGGCAGUCUUCGUAUAAUUCCUUAUAUGCUAAUCCUCUCAGUGAGCUCAGGCAUAACCGGAGCUCCAGCGAAGGUGGGAAUUCAGGCAACAACAUUGUUCCCCUUGCUGUGCAUAUUCGAAGGAAUCUCAACCCUGCUAAUGUUCCUUCUGAUGACAAAGAGAAUUUUACUCCUAAUAGGACUCAAAUUGGGUGCUGGAAUGAUAAAGAAAAUGCAGGCUUCUGUAAAGGGAUUCGGCUAGACCCCGGGGAUUUUGUCCCUAAUUGUCCUAAUUUGAAUACGAAAGACAGGGCUUUGAAGCCGUCUUCACUUCAGCUAUGUAUGAAGAAACAUGAACCUGAUUCGAUAAUUGGGACCAGAACUUUGGAACCUGUUGAUUCUGGAACUACAAAUUCUGGGAAUAUUUGGGAUUACUCUGAUUCAGAGGCUGCACCAGCUUCCUCCUGGUCUACUCUGCCUAAUAGGUCAUUGUUAUGUAGGCCUUUACCUGUGGACAUUGGAAGGUGUACUUGUCUCAUAGUGAAGGAACCAUCUCCAGAAGGACUGGAUAAAGGGACCCUCUACUCUCUUUACACUCAUGAGGGUCAUGGCAGACAAAACAGAAAGCUUGCUGUUGCUCAUCACAGAAGGCGAAAUGGAAGAUCAGAAUUCUUGGUGGCAUCAUGUGUUAAGGGAUUAGUAAGUGGUCAGGAUGACAGUUUAAUUGGCAAUAUGACAGCAAAUCUUAUGGGUUCAAAAUACCAUUUAUGGGGCCAGGGAAAUCAACUCAAUCCCUUGACCAAACUGUUCAAAUUACUUGCAGUUGUAACGUUUACUCCUACCAUAACUACCUGGACUGGUAGUCAUAGAAGCAUCAAGGCAUGGAUACCAAAGCAUCAAUCAAUGCAGCUAAAGAACGUGACUCAGCAUAUCAAUGGACUACCCCUGGAUUGGAAGGAGAAAAUGGACAAAGUACAUCAACUGUUCUCAAGGGUUCCACACUACAAUAAGAUUUCAAAGAAGUAUGAAUUAGAUUAUAGAGACAGAGGAAGGACAGGACUUCGGAUCCAGAGCUCAGUAAAGAAUUUCCAGCUGACAUUGGAGAAGAAUGGAAGGCAGACAAUCCUCCAGCUUGGAAGGGUGGGGAAGUCCAACUAUGUGAUGGAUUUCAGAUAUCCCAUGACUGGAUUUCAGGCCUUCUGCAUCAGUUUGGCUUCUAUUGAUUCAAAGGCCUGUUGCACAAUGUAACUACAAUAUCCUGUUGGCAAUGCAACAGCCAAAGAUGAAGCCACUGAUUCAUUGGCUGACUUCCUCCGCCAACAAGGGAUAGAGGUGCCAGGCAUACUAUUCAAAGCAGAAGUUCGUUUUGAAGAACUGAAGCUAGCAUGUAUGUAACUCUAAGCCAGUAACAUAGGUAGAAGAAGCAAGACCAGGGUAUUAGACACACAAAAAGCAGCAGCAACUUUCAUUGACUAUGAUUUUCUUUUGGUUUUAGUUCUUUACAAGCGAGGGAAAGAUAAUUUUUAGCGAGUUCUUCGGUCAUUAGCUAAUUCUUAGCUUGAUUUGGGGGGCCUCCACAGUUGAGGUUGAGGCUCUAAGUAACAUUCUGAUUUCUGAUUUGUGAAUACCAUACUUUGGUAACAUGCUAGGCGACUAGAGAUGAUUAAAUGGAGAUAAGAGAAAGUAUCAGAUUCUUCUCCAAUCUUUUCUUUUGCACUGUUCUGUGUGAUCUUUAUGUGGGAAUUUUGAAGCAUUUCCUGUAGAUAGAGGAGAUCGGCUAUUGUAUAAAUUUAAGACCUCCGAGUGGACCAAUUCUAUCAAAAA